ACCGUUCAAUCCUCUUAUGCACUCUUCGAAGCUUUGAUUUUUUUCUUUCCUACAAAAUCUUCAUCUUUUCUCCGUCUUACUCAUUCACUUCACACUUCACACUUCACACUGAUAAUCUCUCUUUCUAUCUCUGUUUAUCACUUCACUGAUCUCAUUUCAGAAACAUGUCGACGUCUGACAAGCCGGAAGUAGUGGAAAGGGGUACUAAGGAUGAGAAGCACAAAGAUGAUGAUAAAGAGGAGGGUGAGAAGGGUGGAUUUAUUGAGAAGGUGAAGGAUUUCAUUCAUGACAUUGGUGAGAAGAUUGAGGGGGCUAUAGGGUUUGGGAAGCCAAGUGCAGAUGUUAAAGCAAUCCACAUUCCCAAGAUCAAUCUUCACCAGGCAGACCUUGUUGUUGAUGUGCUUGUAAAGAAUCCUAAUCCGGUGCCGAUCCCUCUGAUUGACAUAAACUACUUGGUUGAGAGUGAUGGAAGGAAGCUAGUGUCUGGAUUGAUACCGGAUGCUGGCACAAUUCAUGCGCAUGGAGAGGAGACUGUCAAGGUUCCGGUUACUUUGAUUUAUGAUGACAUUAAGCAAACAUAUGAUGAUAUUCAACCGGGGAGCAUCAUUCCUUAUAGGUUGAAGGUUGAUCUCAUUGUCGAUGUUCCGAUCUUGGGGAGGCUGACUCUACCUCUGGAGAAGACUGGAGAAAUCCCCAUACCUUACAAGCCAGAUAUUGAUCUUGAGAAGAUCCAUUUUGAUAAGUUCUCUUUCGAAGAGACAGUUGCAACUCUUCAUUUGAAAUUGGAAAACAAGAAUGAUUUCGACCUUGGCCUCAAUACGCUUGAUUAUGAGGUUUGGCUUGGUGAUGUCAGCAUUGGAGCUGCUGAACUCACCAAGUCUGCGAAAAUCGAGAAAAGUGGCAUUAGUUACAUUGAUAUUCCAGUUACCUUUAGGCCCAAGGAUUUCGGCUCUGCAUUGUGGGACAUGAUUAGAGGAAAAGGUACAGGUUACACCAUGAAAGGGAAAAUUAAUGUUGACACUCCCUUUGGAAAAAUGGACUUGCCCAUCAGCAAAGAAGGCGGUACUACCCGUCUCAAGAAGAAGAAGGAAGAUCGUGAUUAUGAUGAUGAUGAUGACGAUGACGACGAGGAGUGAAGUAGAAAUUGUGGCAAGUUAAUAGAAGAUGUUGUUUUAUUUGCAGCAUAUUUCUAUUACAAUGUCAAUAAGAAGGGACUUAGAGGCAUUACUUUUGAUUUCUGUUGGUUAAUGAUGUAUCUUGAGAGAUUAAGUUGAUAUUUUGAAAUAGUGAUGUAUCUUAAGAUAUCAAGUUGAUAGUUGAAUUAUGUACUCUUGUCUUGUUGUGGA
Molecule: messenger RNA, 1346 nt
Organism: Arachis duranensis
Lineage: Eukaryota; Viridiplantae; Streptophyta; Magnoliopsida; Fabales; Fabaceae
Exons: 3
Coding region: 165-1136 (323 amino acids)
Biological process (GO): response to desiccation
Cellular component (GO): cytosol
Source: RefSeq, a predicted model, not a curated record